AUGGAAUUAGCCGCAAUUACACUUUAUGAAAUUUUACCGUUAUUUCCAAUUGAAAUUCAUGAAAAAACUAAAGAAAUUUAUAGACAGAUUCCAGAAACAUUGUUGAAAUUCUUAGAUUUAGCAGAAACCGUCAAAACUGCUGAAUGUCGUGAAUUUGAUUUACGUCAUGAUACUUACACUACCAUAGGUCGAAGUGAAUAUUGGGCCAGCUUAUGUCAAGCUUCUCAUGCUCUUAUACCUAAAAACAUUCAUCCUCAAAAUGAAAUCAAAACUAAUUCAAUAUAUUCAAAUGCGGAUCGAUCGAAAGAAAAAUCGAGAAGUCAAAUGCAACAUUUAAUAUCGCAUGAUCAUAAAUCACCUAUUAAAUAUAACAAUAAACAUGCAAAUAAUCUUCGCUUACAUUUACUUCAUUCAAUACGAAAGAUAUUUCGUGAUCAACAUAUUAUAGAAAUAACUCCAGAUGUUCUUGCUGAUCAAAUUGUACGAAAAUGUUUAGAACAAUGUCCUGAUUGGGGUGAAAAACAGUGUAGAACUUCAUCAACAAUUGUUCGAUCUAAUAUAACUGAUAUUAUAGAACAAGAAUCAACAUUAGUGAAUAUCACUGUUUACGUAUAUGCUCAUCUUAUGUAUGAAUAUGAACGAUCAUUUCUUCCUUGCAAGAAGGAGAAUCAACCAAAAAUUGGUUAUGAUUUAACUAUUGAAUUAAGUGGUAUAUCAAUUAACUGCCUGACAUUAGUAAAAUUUUGUGAAUUGGUAGCUGAAAAUGACGUUUUAGCUGUAAUUAAAGUGAUUGAAGAAACCAGUCCAACAAUGACAUCGAAUGAUUUAAAUAGCAAAGACUUAAAUCCAAUCACCAAAAAAGAACACUAA
Molecule: messenger RNA, 870 nt
Organism: Rotaria sp. Silwood2
Lineage: Eukaryota; Metazoa; Rotifera; Eurotatoria; Philodinida; Philodinidae
Source: the annotation of a GenBank genome assembly